Messenger RNA from Frieseomelitta varia, 720 nucleotides. Its product is annotated as filaggrin-like. The annotation marks the transcript as partial. NCBI's taxonomy places the organism in Eukaryota, Metazoa, Arthropoda, Insecta, Hymenoptera, Apidae. The transcript is spliced from 3 exons. The record is from RefSeq and is a predicted model, not a curated record.
GGAAGCAUGUGGCGUGGACCGGUCGUCGCGUUGCUUCUUCUCGUCUGUUGCGUCUGUUUGCUCGAGGCUGCGAGCGUCGAGACGCGUCGAAACGUUCGUUCAAACAAACCGGCAUCGUCGGCCAUUGCCACGGAAGUGGAGGAUCUGCUCGGCGAAGGAAACUCGCCGGGGAAACAGCAAGAGACGGCCAAAAAGGACGCGAGGAACAUGUCCGGCAAAUCAGACGAGGGUGGAUACUACAAGGCGUACGGUGGCGACGCCGAGGGUGAGAAGGGUUACUUGACGGCAACCUACAGCAAGGGUAAUCACGGUUAUAAGACCCUCGACACCUUCCACAAGCAGGAUGGCGACAAGUACGCAUUCGAGAAGCACGUCGCCUACGGCAAAGCGCGUGCUGACAAGAAAAGUAGCCACAACGACGAGGCACGCUCUCGUUCUGGAAAAGCCGGUGAUCACGAGGGCGCAGGCACCAUGGUCGAUACCCAUUACGCAACCUACGAGAGUGAUCAUCACGAUGAUAGCGGUGAACACCAUGCUGAAGCCAACGGGAGCCAUACUCACGAGGAUGACUCUCACUAUACGGAUCAUGGGCCAGGAUCUUUGAAUUACGAGCACGGUGGAAACUACGCAGACGGAGAGCAUGGUUCUUACGGAAGCCACAGCUCCUAUUCGAGAAGCUCUGGCAGCGAACACGAUGACAACGACCACCAUUACUAUUAA